This is a messenger RNA of Mirounga angustirostris (Northern elephant seal), 9512 nucleotides long. It is a transcript of the gene MBNL1, whose product is annotated as muscleblind like splicing regulator 1. The transcript is spliced from 9 exons. The record is from RefSeq and is a predicted model, not a curated record. Bases 956 to 2089 code for a protein of 377 amino acids. NCBI's taxonomy places the organism in Eukaryota, Metazoa, Chordata, Mammalia, Carnivora, Phocidae. Gene Ontology annotation, biological process: regulation of RNA splicing. Gene Ontology annotation, molecular function: metal ion binding; RNA binding. Gene Ontology annotation, cellular component: nucleus.
GAGUUGUGGCGCUCACAAUGCUCCCGUGACCGGGAACUGACAAGUUCAAUUUUAAAUCGCGGGCCUCUUGGAAUCAUGACUCCCACAAUGCCUUGGGCACUCGGUCGGCAGUCGCGCUGCCUCUGAAAAAAAAUGUGAGAGGUUGGUACUAAGAAGUGCCUUUCCUGACGUCUCUGCUGCUUGGACCCGCUUCUAGAGCAGUCUCUGCUUUUGCCUUGCUUGCUGCCAGCUAGACUGUGACGACAGCACAUCCACCCUCCACCUCUAGCCCAGACACCCCCAUUUCUACUUAUAAUCAAGACAAAAGCUCUAAGUAUCUGGCAUUGCCCUAGGCUGCUUUAGUUUUAAAAGAAAAGUUUGCUGAAAAAGUAAGAUCUCUUCUGCCAGGAAAUCAAGGAGGAAAAAAAAAAUCAUUUUCUCGAUUUGCUCUAAACUGCUGCAUCUGUCUAUGCCAAACUAAUCAAUACCGAUUGCACCACCAAACUCCAUUGCAAAUUCAGCUGUGAGGAGAUUCCCUUUCAGACAACUUUGCUGAAAGCAGCUUGGAAAUUCGGUGUCAAAGGGUCUGCCACGUUUUCAUGCUUGCAUUUUGGGCUCCAAAUUGGCACUGGGAAGGGGUUACUGAGAGCACAAGGCUGAUUCGAGGCCCUACUUUUAAACAUUCAUCUACUUACGAUUCUAGUAUUUCUCUAAAAACCAAAACCUCUUUGAAUUAACAGUUUCAUGCUGUGAAUUUCUAGUGGGAGAUCUUUUCCUUGAUAUUGACAACACAAUUUUCCAUGUACUUUUAAAGCAGGGAGUGGGGAAAAAAGUAUUUUGGAGGGGACACUUUCAUCAUCAUUUUACAGUUUUAUCAGUUCAGCUUUUUUUUUUUUUUGCUGUUUUUUUUUUGUGUGUGUGGGGGGUUGGUUUUGUUGGUUUCACUGAAAAAUUUAACUACCUGUAAAAUCUAAACAUGGCUGUUAGUGUCACACCAAUUCGGGACACAAAAUGGCUAACACUGGAAGUAUGUAGAGAGUUCCAAAGGGGGACUUGCUCACGGCCAGACACGGAAUGUAAAUUUGCACAUCCUUCGAAAAGCUGCCAAGUUGAAAAUGGACGAGUAAUCGCCUGCUUUGAUUCAUUGAAAGGUCGUUGCUCCAGGGAGAACUGCAAAUAUCUUCAUCCACCCCCACACUUAAAAACGCAGUUGGAGAUAAAUGGGCGCAAUAACUUGAUUCAGCAGAAGAACAUGGCCAUGUUGGCCCAGCAAAUGCAACUAGCCAAUGCCAUGAUGCCCGGUGCCCCAUUACAACCCGUGAACUUAAUGCACCAAUCAUUCCAAAAAAGAGGGGGGGAUUGCAUUUCGAGGUGGGAGGGAUCUCCAUAUCACAUCGGCAGUGAUACCAAUUAUCAGUACUAUACAGUUGAGCCAAUGUUUUCAGUUGCACCAAGCUUAGCCACCAAUGCAUCAGCAGCCUUUAAUCCCUACCUGGGACCUGUGUCCCCGAGCCUGGUUCCAGCAGAGAUCUUGCCGACCGCACCAAUGUUGGUUACAGGGAAUCCUGGGGUCCCUGUACCUGCGGCUGCUGCAGCUGCCGCACAGAAAUUAAUGCGGACAGACAGACUUGAGGUAUGUCGAGAGUACCAGCGAGGCAAUUGCAACAGAGGAGAAAACGACUGUCGGUUUGCUCAUCCUGCUGACAGCACAAUGAUUGACACCAAUGACAACACAGUCACCGUGUGCAUGGAUUACAUCAAAGGGAGAUGCUCACGGGAAAAGUGCAAAUACUUUCACCCUCCCGCACAUCUGCAAGCCAAGAUCAAGGCUGCCCAGUACCAGGUCAACCAGGCUGCAGCAGCUCAGGCUGCAGCCACUGCAGCCGCCAUGACUCAGUCGGCUGUCAAAUCACUGAAGCGACCCCUCGAGGCAACCUUUGACCUGGGAAUUCCUCAAGCUGUACUUCCCCCAUUACCAAAGAGGCCUGCUCUUGAAAAAACCAACGGUGCCACCGCAGUCUUUAACACUGGUAUUUUCCAAUACCAACAGGCUCUAGCCAACAUGCAGUUGCAACAACAUACAGCAUUUCUCCCACCAGCUAUUUUAUGACACUUCCUGCUGUAAGACCCCUUUGCCGUCAUGAUUCCAUAGAGUAAAUCUGAAUUCGAUGAAAUGACACUUGCAGUUUUGAUUUUUAUUUUUCAGCCUUUUUGUUUUCAAGGUGGAGAAUAAAAACAAAAACAAAACAAAACAACAACAAAAACUGACUCUGUGUUCCAGAGCUCUUCAAAAGUGCUCUUAUUGGUACCAAUCAGUACAUUGCUUAAAAUCAUUUUUUGCUCCUGAGCUAAUAUUGAAAUUCUCCUAAGUGCCCAGGGAGGUUUACGUCUACUAUUGAGUUAUACGUUUGUGGUUUCAGUUGAUUUCAACUUAGUGACAUAAGCAUACUCUAGUGCUAUCCACAAGGGUAUAAAAUUUAGAAACAAUCAGUCAUUUAAUUACUUGAAAAUUUAUUAUUUUUACUCUUCGUACAGAAGAAGAAAUACAUAUUAAACUUCUUAAAACCUGGAAAAUACAUAUUUCAGAAAAUACACAUUAAACUUCUCAUAAUCUGGAAUUCAACUAACUGGAGACUAAUCCCAUUUUCUCUUUCCCUCUUAACCUUUCUGAAAUAACUACCAUGGGUUCAGAGAUGUAUUUAAUAAAAUGAUUUUAUCUUACUAAUUAAAUUAAUAAAUGAAUGACGAGGUGUGUAGGUCAGAGGUCCAGCAUCAUUAGUAUAUUACCCUAUAUUGACAGUAUUUAAAUGCAUUAGGUUCAUAAUGCUGUGAGGGAAUGUGAUCACUUAUUUUUGAAUCAUGAACAAAAGAAUAAAUUACAUUCACGGUAAUUUUUACUGCUAAGCACAACUUUUUAUACAGUGUAUCUCCGAAAGCUGGCCAUCCAGAUGUAGAAUAUGUAGCAACAUUCAGUGAACCGGCGUAUCUGGAGUAUUCCAUGAAUUAAAAUAGCAUAUGCCUUAGGCGCCAUGGAUAAAAUGUUUGUACUCACGAAAUAAGAUCUAGCAAGUUGCAGUUUGUCCAUUGUAGAAUAUAAAUUAAAUCAUUUUGAUCUGUAAGGUAUUUAUGCAUUCAGAGGAGAAAAAUCUCUCAUAUCUUACAUAUUUCUCCUAUAUUUUAUAAGAUUAAAAAUUUUUUCUCAACAUAUAUAGGUCUUCGGAGAUUUCCAGAAUUUAAUCUUUUUGCUUUUAUAUAAAAAUUGCCAUACCCCUAGAUUUAUGCCAUCUUCAAUAAAUAAUCUAUCAAUUUUUCUAUAGCCAGAUCACUAAAGUUUAAAGAGAUUGUGGGUAGCUACCAUUAUCUCUUUGAAGAAAUUAAAGAUUAUUUUUGUCUGUUUAUUUUCAUUGAAUAAAACAUUGCCAUUCAAAGUGAGUGUCUUUAAAAUCUAAAAAUAAAAGAAUCUAACUUCUUCCAUAUAUUAUUUAAGGAAAUCUAACAUUUCUAUCUUAUUACAUGGGUUUUAUGUUAGUUUCUCCAACAACAUUCUGAUGACUAAGGACUUUUCUAAAUAAGCUUAACCAUUAAUUGAAUUUAUGCAAUGAUAUUUAUGACAGUAAUCCCUCCCUAGAAAGGCUUUUAGUGUGUGGAUAAGACAGAGCAAAAGAAGCUAAGUAAGGAUCAAGUUAGGGAAAAACAAUAAACACAUUCAUAAUUUGAAAUCAUACUUAUCUCUCUCUUCUAGAAACUAAGCAUUGUUAAUUUAAAUAAAAUGUGUCACAUAUAUUGAAGUGUGCUGAAAAUGUUAAGAUAUAUUUGCAUUUUAUGAUGAAUUUUGCAUCAGAGAUAUUCUAUAUUCUGUUCUUGAUAUUUCUAAUAAAUAUGAUAUGAAAUUAUUGCAAUAGUAAUAUAAGAUUACACCUAUUUGUAACCCAGUUUAAAGGGCUUAACCUUUAUUAGUCACAUAAUCAGAAGUAGGUAAAACCUUAGUCAUUCUUUUAAACUAUUGUCAUUAUUUGUCAUAUGUGCUUGAGUACAAAAAAAAUUGGCUGUAUGACAUUAGAAGGUUAAAAUGGAUAACCCAUCUUUACUUCUGCCAAACCACUUUGUCAGCCAGCCAGAAAGGAAAGAAAUGUAAUGCAGAGAAUGUAAACUAAAAUGCCUUAGGGGCCAGGCAGGAAACAUAAACAAAUGAAACAAGAAAUAAAUUAGGAACUGUAGGGCCUGGGAGGCACUGGGGAGCACAGGCCCAAUCUAAAGGGGGACGGUGAAUGUUUUGACUUAGCCUUUAAUUGCCUCAGAGGAAUAUCUGCCUGGCAGGUUGUACCUGUUGUACACUGCACAUCCUUUGUGGCUCCAUCUACUUUAUAGGGUAGUUGUGUCUCUGCCUCCCAUGCAAGCCUGCACAAUCUAAUGUAGUGGCCUUGAUGUCCAGGGUUGCCAGAUCUUGUGACUUUUUUUUUUCUUCUAGUUAUUCACCUCAUUUGGAUGUUUAUAUGUGAAAUUUCUCAAUUUUUAAAAAUUUUCCAGCUAAUCCAAUUUUUAAAUACUCUUUAAGAACUACAGGAAAUCCGUCCUACCACAAAUUGAUGUAAUCUCAUAUAUAAUACCUGGGAGAAAAGGAAGUUUAUUUUCCAAAGACUAUGUUACUCUGCAGGCAUACAGAUGAAUUAUAUGAUCAGAGCAUCCUAACUGCCCACAAUAUAAUAAUUUGGAAGGUAUAUUCUGAAGGCUCUAUUGGAACUGAAAAGAAAAUAGAAGUUAUUUAUUUUUUUGUAGCUUAGAGUUUUAGAGCUCUGUAGUCUCUUGCUUCACUAAUAACUUCAGUGGUAUGUAGGUCUAUUCAUUGAAGUUACAGUGAAGUAUAGUUGUCUAAAUCAUUAGAGGAGGUGAUUGUAUACAGACUAGGUUGCCGGCAAAAGAUCGGGGUCCAGUGGCAAGCCAGGUAGCUAGCUAAAAACAAAUUACUAUAUAUCAUAACUUUUAAUAGCAAAAGUGGACUUACGUGGCACCUACGCAUCUAUCCAUCCAUGCAUGCAUGCAUACAUCCAUUUAUCCAUCUAUCCGUCCAACCAUCUAUCUUUUCUUCCUUCUUAUCCUCCUUCCCUCCUUUGUCUCUCACCCUCCUUCCCUCCCUUCCUCUUUUCCUUCCCCGUUUUCCAUCCAUCCAUCUACCCAUCCACCCACUCAUUGAUCCAUCCAUCCACCCACCCACCCACCCCUCCAUCCAUUCACUGAAUCAAUGCCACAUGGUAGACCAGUGUUGACACUAGGGAUUACAAACUUAUGACCCAGGAGCUAAAUCUAGAAUCCAAAAAUAUUUGUCUAGGAGUGUUUAAAUAAAAACAAAAUGUCAAUCCUUUAGAAGGUCUGCAUGCUCUCCAGUUCCAAGUUCCACGACUCCCUACGGCUUCUGGCCCAGUUGUUUCACACAUUUUGUUCAAAAGAGCUACCUCUAUUGAGUGUUUGCUCUGUGCCAUACUACACUGGAUACUUUAUAUACAUUAUCUCACAUUUGUUCUCACAACAACCCUCAAAGGUUGGCAUUAAUAGUCCCAUUUUACCAGUGAGUAAUUCGGCACCUAGAGAGGUCCAGUGAUUUGCUCCAAGUUGCAUGGCUUGUAAGGUUUAGAUAGAACUUGAAAUCAGGUCGGGGGGAUCUCAGUCAGUCUCUUAACUUCUAUGAGCUUUACAUGAAGUCCUAAAAAGUGAUUUGGCCUAAAAGAUGAACGAGGCCUUAUUGAUACCCUGACUCCAUGACUGGUGUUUUAUACCCUCCAUCUCAUUUAAAAAUAAAUGCAAAUAUUAGAUUAAGUUCACAUUCAAGUUUCUUUUUUUUUUUUUAAGUUUUAGAUAUAUAUACUACCUUUUUUUUUAAAUCUUCACCCUUUAAGACCAAAUUGAAUAUUCAUACAGAUCAUGCAUAAUCUAGGGUCUACUUAGGUUGUUGGUAUGAAUUUCACCCCCAAGAUUAGAGUAGGUAAGAAAUGUCACUGUUACGUACAUCAGUUUAUUUUCUUGAAUUUAAAUUAAGUCCGCGUCUAAACUCUAAGCUCACUGUGUUGGAUAGAAAUACCAGACAUUGCUAGGAUUCCAGAACCCCCUUCUCACAUCUCCUCCCUCCCAUCCCCACCCUCAAAGAGAGGUCCUAUGAGGUCCAGUAGGGUAGACAGGCUGCCCAUUCUCCAUCUUUAGCGGGCACUGGUCACGCUGCUGUGAUCCUUGCCCAUGCUUACAGGGUCUCAACGAGGCAGGCACUCCAGAGUUCCUGAGGCUGCCUUGGGUACAGGCAUGCCUACCUGAGCGCCUUGGCCUCAUAAGCAGCCCAUUCCCUUGACAGCCUGUGCCUGUGGGGUGGUUGUGGAAGAACAGGCCAUGUGUCCCAACUACUCAUGACCCUGCAGACUCCCCCUCUCUGUACCUUGAGGAAUUUUUCUCCCUGUUCUCCCUCACCAUUUGUGCUUACUUCCUAUUCUCAAAAACACACCUCUCUUCUCUCCUCCUAGUAUACUGCCCUCAGUGUGGGCUUGUGAUUUAAAACCAUCUAAAAAUAUAUGUGCUUUAAGCAACUUCAGCUUUGGCUUAUAUUGCAAUUUACCAGAUAGAAAGCAACAGAAGGCCAGGAGAUUUUCUUUGGGGGGCGGGGAGUGAGAGGGGAGGUGCAGGGGGCUGAAAACAGAAAAAAAUUCCCAGCUUGUCACUUUUACUAUAAUUAAUGAAAUUAAUGCAGAUGGUGUACUUGAAACUCAGCAUAGUGAUUAUAAAUCAGGCUUGGGAGUUUAAAUCCAGCUCCACCACAAGUUAUAAUCUCUCUCCAUACCUUGUUUUUUUUCAUCUAUAAAUGGGGAUACUAAUGGUAAUUAUUUCAUAAGGUUGGGUUUAAAUGAGUUUUAAACAAUUUCAUAUAACAUUCUCUUAAAGCACUUUCAUAGGCAGGUCUAAGAGUUUAGAAUAAAGCCUGGAAUGUAAUAAGCACUAGGUUUUAUUUGUUAUUUCUUGAAUUCACUAAGCAAUCGAAUAGAAUUCAAAACAUAGAAACAAACUGUAUGAAGCUGUUGCUGUUUUGGAUAUCAAUUUUGAGAUUAAUUCAAUUGAUUGUGAAUUUUGAGCCCUAAGUGACACAAGUUUAGUCCUAAAUGAUACAAAUUUUAGAAAAUCCUAAAUCAGCUUUAUACUUGUAGCCAUACAUAGGCUUGAAUUACCACAUCCAAAUUCGAACCUCUCCGUUAAAAUCCUUUUUCUCUCUUCUACUUCUUUCCCUUCUCCUUGAAGUAUUCUUAACUGUGCAUGAAUCGCAUUUGUGAAUUACCUUCCUACUUGUUUUCCCUGCAUCUUCAAACAGUAAUGCAUUCCUCAAAAACACAUCAUUCUGCUGUGCAAAUAUCUUCAUAGGGGAAAUUUGAAAUUGACAAAUACAUUCACUUAAAAUUUGCCUUGUGUUGAAAAUUAAAGAAAAAAAUUUCAAUUGGCUAUUUGUGUAUCGUUAUUAGUAAAUCAACCCAAUUUGAUGUAAAGAUGGAUAUUAUGGUCAUUUCAAAGUGAUUUUUGGUUUUGGUAAGUGGGUCCUACAGCAUUAUGUCUUCAUUUUUGUGAGUUACUGCACCUGGCUAGUAUUUUCAUUGCUGCCUUAUGUUUAUUUGCUGCAAUUCCCUCUCAAAACUGUGUGCACUGGUUAUAAUGGUAAUAAGGAAGAUAACUCAAACUAAAAUUCAAAUCACAGAAGCUUUAGACAGAUAGGAGAGUUAACUCAUUUUCAGCAUGUGCAGGCUAAAUUACGCAUGGGAGAAAUAGAAUAGGCAAAUUGCAGCAUAAUAAUACACAGUAAGUUUAAAACAUAUAACCUGUACAGUAUUUAAACUGGCUUUAAUAUUCCUUGAAUACCACAUUAUUGUUUCUCAUACAUCCUCUCAUUCCUCUCUUUCCCAGUCCUCGUUUCCCACCUUGAGAGGAUAAUGAUUUCACAGCAUCUAGACUCAGGAUUAAAUUUCGCUUGCUCUACUGUCUCCAGUUAACGUCUUUGUUAUUACUGGUCUGUUUUUGUUGUUGUCUUUCACAAGUCUUUGACUCGGUAGCAGUAGCAAAUGAUGGAGAUCUUCAAGUUUCUCAAAAAAAAAAAAAAAAAUGCCUUUCAGGGUAAUAUCACUCCACCUGAGAGGAUGCCUCCCUCGCUCCUUGGCCGAGCUGAAUCACUGAUCAUUGUGCCCACGGUCUAAUUGUGAUAACAGACUAAUUGCAGCUGUUACGGGGAUGCCAGCUCAGUAAUCUGUGUUUCUCAAUGGCAGCUUUGUUUUGUAGGGCCAUCUCUGACAAGACUCAAUUGGCAGAUAUUUUUCUAACAAAUGUUCAUCCCAGAUGCUGCUAGUGUUUAAAUAGGAUGUGCCAAGAUUUAGAUAGAAAUAUAAAAUCAUUUGAUAUUUUAAAACCUAGAAAUCUAAAAUAAUCUCAGAGAAAGAACAGUAGUUCUUUAUGUGGGGAAGUGCCCGGUGCUUGGUAAAAACAAAAAAAAAAACAUUUUGUACUGUUUAUAUGUAAAAGAGAACAGGGCCUAUAUUUGUAAUACUUUAACACCAUGGUUGGAACAAUGGAAGCAUCACUGUUAAGCCCCCAUAUGCGAUGCAGAUACCUUCAUUAUCUCCCAUUCAGGGUUUUCACUGAAGUCUAAUCAACGAUUUUUUGUAUGUGCAAUUUUCUAGAACGUUUGCUGUUCUAGGAAGUCCUGAAGGUCUAACCCAGCAGUGAAAACCAGCCUGUUUCCCCAGAUACCUAUUAAGCAAACCACUUUGAGACUUAUAAGUUAGAUCCCCUCUAAAGGUUUUUUCUACAUUUAAAUUCCAAACAAAGGCAAUGCAGAAGUUUCACUUUCUCUUUAUGCAUAAUUUAUUGCUUGGUAUCCCUCCAAAUAAAAUCCCUGUGCGGAUGGAUGAUCGCCACCCCUUCCAUGUCUGUGUGGUUGCUGCUAGAGUGAGCAGGGAAAUAAAACCAAGGGAAUGAAAAUGGAUAUUUUGGUUUUAUUACAUCGUUAAGCCAGUUUUGUGCAUUGGAUUAUCUAGCAUGUUAGUAAUAAAUGGUUUCUCUAAUUAUUUAACAUGUGCGCAAUAUAAAGAAAAUGUGUAAUACAGUCAUAUGCUAAAGUCAGGAAUAGCAAAGCCGCCAGAUGGCUAGUAACCAGAUUAAAACAAAACAAAUCACAAUACGAUUUUUAAAAAAAUGAAGCAAGUCCGAACUUUUCCCAAAAUACUUUUAUUUUUAGGCAGCGAUUAGAAACAAAGUGUACCAGCACACAGUUAAACUGGCUUUUAUUCUUCACCUGAGACUAGUUCUAAUUGAUCACUGUGCUAUUGUAUGAUUUGAUUGUGCUGACAGUUACAUGCCACUGUUCCCAUAAUAACAAUUUUUCUUCUUUGUUCAAAUGAAUUUCCUAAUGACACGUGUGAUGGGAUGUUUUAAUUCUUUUCCCUUUUCAAAUCCACCUUCCUGUUGCAAUGCAUGAUGGGCAGGCUCAAUAUUGUGCAUGACACCCGCUGCAAGUGUUGGUA